Molecule: messenger RNA, 1879 nt
Organism: Castor canadensis (American beaver)
Lineage: Eukaryota; Metazoa; Chordata; Mammalia; Rodentia; Castoridae
Gene: Riok2
Product: RIO kinase 2
Biological process (GO): protein phosphorylation; maturation of SSU-rRNA
Cellular component (GO): cytosol; preribosome, small subunit precursor; nucleus
Molecular function (GO): protein serine/threonine kinase activity; ATP binding
Source: RefSeq, a predicted model, not a curated record
UCUGUCCGCCAUGGGGAAGGUGAAUGUGGCCAAGCUCCGAUACUUGAGCCGAGAUGACUUCAGGGUCUUGACCGCGGUAAGAGGCCCACCUUUCUCCUCUCCUGUAUUCGAACCCACCGUUGAAAUGGGCAUGAAGAACCAUGAAAUAGUUCCCUGCAGUUUGAUUGCUUCUAUAGCCAGCCUGAAACAUGGUGGCUGUAAUAAAGUUUUAAGAGAAUUAGUGAAACACAAAUUGAUAGCUUGGGAGCGUACCAAAACUGUCCAGGGCUAUCGGUUGACAAAUGCAGGCUACGAUUACCUAGCUUUGAAAACACUUUCUUCUAGACAGGUAGUUGCGUCUGUUGGAAAUCAGAUGGGUGUUGGCAAAGAAUCAGAUAUUUACAUUGUUGCAAAUGAAGAAGGACAGCAGUUUGCAUUGAAACUUCACAGACUAGGGAGAACCUCCUUUCGAAAUCUGAAAAACAAGCGUGAUUACCAUAAACACAGGCAUAACAUGUCUUGGCUUUAUUUAUCUCGUCUCUCUGCCAUGAAGGAAUUUGCAUAUAUGAAGGCAUUGUAUGAGAGGAAAUUUCCAGUUCCAAAGCCAGUUGAUUACAAUCGCCAUGCAGUGGUCAUGGAGCUCAUGAAUGGUUAUCCUCUAUGUCAGAUACACCAUGUUGAAGAUCCUGCAUCAGUAUAUGAUGAAGCUAUGGAACUAAUUGUCAAACUCGCAAAUCAUGGUCUGAUUCAUGGAGAUUUCAAUGAAUUCAAUCUGAUACUGGAUAAAGAUGACCAUAUCACUAUGAUUGAUUUUCCACAAAUGGUUUCAACUUCCCAUCCCAAUGCUGAAUGGUAUUUUGACAGGGAUGUUAAAUGCAUUAGGGAUUUCUUCAUGAAACGUUUUGGCUAUGAAAGUGAAGUUUAUCCAACCUUUAGUGAUAUCAGGAGGGAAGAUUCUCUUGAUGUUGAGGUUUCUGCCAGUGGUUACACAAAGGAAAUGCAGGCAGAUGAUGAACUGCUACAUCCAGUAGGUCCAGAUGAUAAUAAUAUUGAGAUGGAAGAGGAAUCUGAUUUCUCAUUCUCUGAUGAUGAGGUUUCAGAAAAAGCAAAGUUUCGUAGGUCAAGAAUGGAAAGUGAACAGAACCCUGAAGAUGAAUCAGGCAGCUACUGUUGCAACUCAUCUGGAGACCUCAAACAAAUAAAGGAAGAAAAUUUAUCCAUGGAAAGUGCUGAUGCACACAGUUUUGAAAUGACUGAAUUCAAUGAAGCUUUAGAGGAAAUAAAAGGACAGAUUGUUGGGAACAAUUCUGUGAGUGGGUUUUCUGAGAACAGAACUGAAAAUGACACCAUACAAGAUGAUCAGACAGAUCAAAAAGGAAUCCCUGCUGGCUCAGAAGAGUAUGAAGAUGAAUGCCCUCAUCUGAUUGCCUUGUCAUCAUUAAACAAAGAAUUCGGGCCUUUCAGGGAUGAAGAAAAUACAAGAAGUAUUCAUCAGUACAGAACAAGAACUCUGAGUGUUACUUCUGCAGGUAGUGUUGUAAGCUGUUCAACAAUUCCUCCAGAAGUGGUGAAACAGAAAGUGAAACGUCAGCUAACAAAACAGCAAAAAUCUGCUGUCAGACGUCGACUACAGAAAGGAGAAGCAAAUAUAUUUACCAAGCAACGAAGAGAAAACAUGCAAAAUAUUAAGUCAAGUUUGGAAGCAGCCAGCUUUUGGGGAGAAUAAUGUGGUUUAAGAUCUUGGAUAUUUCUAAUAUAUAUUUUCUAAGUUACUAUAACCCUAUUUUCACCUUUGGUCUUUGAAGGCCAGUAUAUUAAAUAGAUAAAUAAACCUUUCAUUUAUAAAUUUGACUCAUUCUCAAUAUGUCUUCCAGAGAAUAAAUACAGUAAUUCUGCUGUG